This is a messenger RNA of Centruroides sculpturatus (bark scorpion), 916 nucleotides long. It is a transcript of the gene mtSSB, whose product is annotated as single-stranded DNA-binding protein, mitochondrial-like. Bases 470 to 835 code for a protein of 121 amino acids. Gene Ontology annotation, cellular component: mitochondrial nucleoid. The transcript is spliced from 5 exons. Lineage: Eukaryota; Metazoa; Arthropoda; Arachnida; Scorpiones; Buthidae. The record is from RefSeq and is a predicted model, not a curated record. Gene Ontology annotation, molecular function: single-stranded DNA binding. Gene Ontology annotation, biological process: mitochondrial DNA replication; positive regulation of helicase activity.
CUCAGAAUAAGAUUUAUUGUGAGGCCUUAUCUGUUACUGGUGAUUAAUUAUUAGACAGUAAUGUUUUUAUAGCUGUGGAAUCUGUGGAUGUGAUAAUUCCUAGAGAAUAAUGGUGUUUGAACUGGCUACAUAUUGAUAUUUUUAAAAUGUUCAUAUAUGUUGCAUUACAAAGAUCUUUCAUAACUUUUACAAUUCUUCUUUUGUAUUUCUAUAAUAAUAUCAGUUUUUAGAUAUCUAACAUAAUAAAGCUAUGUUUAUCUCAUUGACUGAUGACUGACUUAAGUUACUGACUCACUAAAAUAAAAAGUUUGAAUAAAAAUAGAUUUCUUACAGACAAAUGAAAUGACAUCUUUUUUCAACUGUGCUAAAUAUAUUAUCAGAAAAAUCUGAAAUCUCAAUAAUAAUAAUAAUUUGUGCUAUAAGUUAUCAUUUACAGCUUUACCAUUUUACCAUAAGCAUGUGAAUCAGAAUGAAUGAUUGCAUCAAUCAAGUGACAUUACUUGGAAGAGUUGGAAUGGAUCCUCAAAUGAGAGGUUCUGAAAGUAAUAAAGUCCUUAUAUUCACUCUGGCAACUAAUACAAAUUAUAAAUAUGGUUCAGGAGAAACUCGACAGAAGACAGAAUGGCAUAGAAUCUCAGUUUUUAGGGAACAUUUACGUUCAAAUUUGAAUCAGUAUUUGAAAAAAGGUUCCCGUGUAUUUGUUCAAGGGAGAAUAAUGUAUGGUGAAAUAAAAGAUUCUAGUGGGAUUUCUCAUGUUACAACAACAAUUGUUGCAGAUGAUGUAGUAUUUCUUGGUGAUUCACGCAGCAGACAAAUAGAACAAGAUGAAGAUUAAUAUAUUAAACUUGUGAUUUUAAAAAUGUUUUCAGUUUGCAGUCUAAUGUUGUAUAUUUGUCAAUAAAGAUUCUAUUUCUAA